AUGGAAGGCGGCUUCAGCAAGGCACUGCUUAUGAGCAAAGAAGAUGGAACGGAGGUCGUUGCUAAACUUCCUUUCUCUAUUGCUGGGCCCCCUAAGUACCUCACAGCAUCUGAAGCAGCUGUUCUGCAAUACUUCCCCAAAGUCCUAGCAUGGAAUGCCGACUCUUCGAACCCAGUCGGUGCCGAAUACAUCAUAAUGGAGAAGGCUGCCGGCUGUCAACUGGUCAAGAAAUGGGGAGAGAUGGAAGAGUACAAUCAUUUUGAAUUUAUCGAAAACCUGUGCAAGGUUGAAGCUGAUCUCGCGGCGAUUGCUUUCCCCGCAAAUGGAAGUCUAUACUUCCGUGAGUCAAUGGGGGCUGACGACAAGUACGAACCACUCGCACCCGACAUGGAUCCUUCCGGUCAUUUUUGUAUUGGGCCGUCUUGCGAGCCGUCAUGGUUUGGCAAGGACGAAGCGGAAUCUGUACAGGCAAACCUUGAUCGAGGGCCAUGGCCUACACUACCUGCUUUUGGCGUUGCGCUUGCCGAACGCGAGAUUUCACGUAUCAAACAGAAUCCCAAAGUUGUACCCUACGGGCCGCCACGAGCCUCGACUGAGGAAGAACUUGCUGUUUUGGAAAUAGCUAAACAGCCUACCCAAAUCGUCUCACUUAUUGAUUUGCAAUCUAUUGUAGUCUCGCCUCUGUUUUACCAAGUUCGCUUCCCUGAAUUUAUAAGCAUUGGCGACGACUACAAGCUUGGGAACGAGGUACCAACGCUCCCGGAGAACUUUAAUGAAAUGGACGACGACGAUCAAGCGAUUGCUAGGUUCAGACACAAACAAGCAAUGAUGGGCAAGGCUUACGAGGCUGCCAGCGGUUUUAAGAACAAGAAUGUCCUUAAUUCCAUACGUCUUCCUCCUCUUUUCCGACAACUCUUUCUCCGUUGCGGAGAAGCGUGGGAAGAGGGUAUUGUACCUCUUCGUGCUUGCCUAAUUGCAAUAGCUGACGUAUGGAAUGAAGCGGGGUUUUCCGGCGAUUGUCCAUGCAAUUUCAGCGAGGAUGAGAUCCAAAAGUAUCAGCAGGAAUUUGAAGUAUACCGGGAUCACCACAAGAUCUAUGAACUGGCCCGAGAAUAUCUGGGUACCGAUGCCGACGGCUGGAUUGCCCCUGAUGAUGACUUUGAGGAGAAGCAGCAGCGGAACAAGGAACUGCUUGAAAUUUGCAUAGCUCACUGUGCGGAGUAUGGUAAAUCGGCUGAAGAGAUACGGAAGAUCUGGCCGUACUAA
This is a messenger RNA of Dothidotthia symphoricarpi CBS 119687, 1266 nucleotides long. RefSeq lists its product as uncharacterized. Lineage: Eukaryota; Fungi; Ascomycota; Dothideomycetes; Pleosporales; Dothidotthiaceae. Gene Ontology annotation, cellular component: mitochondrion. The record is from RefSeq and is a predicted model, not a curated record. The transcript is spliced from 4 exons. Bases 1 to 1266 code for a protein of 421 amino acids.